Paramecium tetraurelia is the source of this 1287-nucleotide messenger RNA. RefSeq lists its product as uncharacterized. The record is from RefSeq and is a predicted model, not a curated record. Gene Ontology annotation, biological process: peptidyl-serine phosphorylation; intracellular signal transduction. NCBI's taxonomy places the organism in Eukaryota, Ciliophora, Oligohymenophorea, Peniculida, Parameciidae. The transcript is spliced from 3 exons. Gene Ontology annotation, molecular function: ATP binding; protein serine/threonine kinase activity.
AUGAGUCAAUAAACAGCAAAAAACUUAAGAGAUUUGCUUAUAAAAUAAUAACUUAAUAGCAAGAUUAAAUUUAAAGGAGAACCUGCCAAUAAAAUUUAACCUACUAGAAAAUAAUCAGGUAAUUGGGAUAAAAAAGUGGAUAUCUCCUAAUGCUAUUGCAAUUAAAAGAAUUGUAAUAUAUGCAUAAAGAAAAGGGUUGUAAUUAAUGCCUCACCUUUGCUUAAAGUCAAAGUUAGCACCAAAAACUAACCAUGUGAGAGUGAUAGUAGAAGAGAGAUCAAAGUGGGCAACUCAGUUUCAGCACAUCAAUCACCUAAUCGUGAAAAGCAGUAUCAGAUGCAAUAAAUGUUUUUACAAAAAUAACUUUAAAGCCAAUUACAUUAGAUAUAGGAAUCACGUCCAUAAUCAAGACAAAUGCCAAAAGAGUAGGCCAAGAAGCCUCAAUUUUAUCAUAACAUGGACAAUUUUUUGAAUAGUUACUAUUAAAAAAGCAAUCUAAGCAAUUCAUAGUUAUAUGAAAACAGUUACAAUGUUAAAUCAAAAGUAAUCCCAAAACGAGUAGAAUCCAAAAGUCAUGUAUUGAGUAACACACAAACUUCAUUUAAAUUGAAAUUGAAUUAAUAAGGACCUAAAUUUUCAGCUAUCAUCAAUUCUGGAUUAGUUGAGUCAGCACCAAAUUCUCCAAACAAUCAUGAAAAUUCAAAUAAAAGCAAAUUAACCCCCAAUGAUUCUAUCUCGAAAAGCAAAAUUAAUUAAAAUGACUCGAAAUCAAGUGAGUUAAGAAGAAAGUCCACUGGGGAGAUCUCAGACAAAACUCAAAUCCUCAGUUUAAAGAUAGAUGAAUAGGUGAAUCGAACUCAUUUUAAGUUUCUCUAUGUAAUUGGCAAGGGUGGAUUUGGGAGAGUUUGGAGAGUAGAAAUGAAGAAGAACAAGAAGUUGUUUGCCUUAAAAGAAAUGUCAAAGGCUAAAGUAAUAUAGAAGAGAAGUGUAAAUUCAGUGUUAAAUGAGAAAUAUCUAUUAGAGCAUUUGCAUCAUCCUUUUUUGGUGAACAUGUGGUAUGCAUUUUAAGAUAGGGAAAAUCUGUUCUUGAUUAUAGAUUUAUUGACAGGUGGUGAUCUGAGAUUUCAUCUAGGAAAGAUGAGAAGGUUUAGUGAAGCUUAAACCAAAUUUUUUGUUGCUUGUAUCUUGUUGGCUUUAACUUAUUUGCAUUAAAACGGGAUUAUACACAGAGAUUUUAAAACCAGAAAACUUGGUCUUAGACUAGGAUGGAUAUAUGAGAUUAACUGA